AUGGUGGACCCUGAGGGGACGGUAGAGACGUCUCCUGCGGACAAGAGAAGCUAUCGGUCGCUGGUGCUCGCUAACGGCCUGCGAGUGCUGAUCGCGUCCGAUCCGAAGGUGGAGACGUCGGCAGCAGCGCUAAACGUGCACGUGGGUCACUUCUCGGACCCUGACUACGUGCCUGGGCUGGCGCAUUUCUGUGAGCACAUGCUUUUCCUCGGGAACAAGAAGUUUCCGCAGGAGGGCGAGCUCGAAAACUUCCUGUCUUCCUACUCGGGCUCCUCCAACGCGUACACGUCGGAUGAGGACACGUGCUACUUCUUCAACCUCAACAGCGCCGGCUUCCGACCUGCCCUCGAGCGCUUCUCCCAGUUCUUCGUGUCCCCUCUGUUCACGGCGACCGCAGUGUCGCGGGAGAUCAACGCGGUGGACAGCGAGAACUCCAAGAAUCUGCAGACCGACAGCUGGAGGUUCAACCAGCUCGAGAAGGUCAGAGCAAACCCGGCGCAUCCCGUCGCCAAGUUCGGCACUGGAAACAAGGAGACGCUGGAGGUGAACCUGAAGAAGUCGGGCAGGGACGUGAGGGAGGAGCUGCUCAAGUUCUACGACAAGUACUACUCGGCAAACAUGAUGAGCCUGGCGGUGAUCGGGAGGGAGGACCUGAACACGCUGCAGUCGUGGGUGGAGGAGCUGUUCUCUCCGAUCCCCAACAAGGACGUCAAGCCCCCGGAGGAGAGCUGGGCAGGGAAGAUCCUGCCGUAUAGCAGGGAGGCGAGCAAUGUUGUCUACAAUGUUGUCCCAAUACAGGAUGAGAGGUCGCUCCUGCUCACCUGGCAGAUCCCCUACAAGUCCAAGGAGGAUAAGGAGCGGAGGAUGAAGUCGAAGCCCGACCGAGUGAUCGGCUCGAUCCUGGGCUACGAGGGGAAGAACUCGCUCCUCUCCUACCUCAAGACGGAGAAGGGCCUCGUCUCCUCCAUCUUCGCAGGAGUCGCCGACAGCGUGGCGGACUUCCAGUCCUUCGUGGUGAGCGUGGAGCUGACCAUCGAGGGGUUCAAGAGGAGGGACGAGGUUGUAGCCUCCAUCUUCAGCUACCUCGACCUGGUCAGGAGGGAGGGUAUUCCCUCCUACGUCCUCAGGGAGGUAGAGGAUUUGUCUCAGGUCUUCUGGCGCUUCAAGGAGACGGAGGAACCGGACCGGUUCGUCGGGGUUGUCAGCUCCAUGCAGGCCUUCAAGGACCCCCGUCUCUACCUCUCCGGCCCUGCCCUCGCCCGUGACCUCCAGCUCGACCUGGCCCAGGAGCUGCUCUCUGCGCUUACUCCGCAGUCUGCCAUGCUGACGUACGCAUCGAAGGAGUUCGCCAAGGACGCGAAGAUGCGCGAGCGCUGGUAUGGCACGAGCUACUACACCGAGGAGGCGGACAAGAGCCGCUGGGGUCGCCUUCCCCUUGCUGGCGUCUCGGUGCCGCAGCCAAACCCGUUCAUCCCCUCCAACUUCGACAUCAAGGGUUCCAUCGUAGAGGACCUGGCAAAGCCUGCCAUACCCCCUUCCCUCCUCGUCGACGACAGCACCUGGAGGCUCUUCUUCAAGCAGGACAGGAGGUACGGCAAGCCCAAGGCCGUCGCCUACGUGCUCAUCUCCCAGUUCGACUCCCUGCUGGGCACCGGGACCACCCCGCGAACUUCAGCGCUCACGAAGCUGCUCACCGCUUCCCUGGCAGACGCUCUUACGGAGUUUAGCUACGAUGCUGCGGUGGCUGGGCUGCAGUACUCUUGCGACUUCACGCAGCGUGGAGUCCGGCUGAACUUCGGGGGCUACAACGACAAGCUCGCCGACUUCCUCCUCUCGGUUGCUGAAAGGAUCAAGACUCACGUGCCCGAGGGCGAGGACAAGCUCGCACGCUACAAGGACCUCAUCUCCCGCGAUCUUCGCGCCUUCACCACCCAGCAGCCCUACCAGCACGCCGCCGAGUUCUCCCGCCUCUGCCUGGAGCUGCCGGCUUACCUCCCAACGGACGUCGAGCGAGAGCUUGACGGCAUCUCGCUCAAGGAGCUCAAGGAGUGGACGAAGAGACUCUGGGAGCAGGGUUACAGCCAGUUGCUGAUCCAAGGGAACGUGAGGGAGGAGGAGGCGCGUGCGGUGGCAGGGAGGAUGCGAGAGAUUUUCUCCUUCAAGGAGGUGCCAGAGGAGCAGAGGUCCCUCCCUCGCCUCCUUGAGCUCCCGAUCGUGAGGGAGGGACGAGGAAACUUGCUGAGGAGGAAGGAGCUGAACCCGGACAACCCCAACUCGGCCGUCGUCGUGCAGUUCCAGAACGUCAACCCCGACCUCAAGGAGCAGAUGGCCAUGGAGGUUCUGGCUAGCAUCGUCCAGCAGCCCUUCUACUCGGAGCUGAGAACAAAUCAGCAGCUGGGGUAUAUCGUGUACGCGGGGAUAGCGAAGAGAGACGGCUCAAGGUUUCUCAUCUUCACCACCCAGUCCAGCGUGGUGGACGCCAACGAGAUCGCCAGCAGGAUCUUCAGCUUCGUUGACUCGUUUGACAAGCAGCUGGAGCAGCUGGGGGAGGACCAGGUGUCAAAGUUCGUCACGAGCCUGAUCGAGAGGAAGCAGGAGACGGACAAGAAGCUCGCGGACGAGGUGCUGGGCCACUGGGACGAGAUCGCUACCAGCCAGUACAACUUCGAUCGCUACAAGGAGGAGGUGGAGGCUCUUCGGCUCGUGGACAAGCGCCUCCUCCAGCAGGUGUGGGCCUCCGUGGUCAAGACAGGAGGGGAACAACGCAGGGCCAUCACUUGCGAGGUCUACUCCCAGCAGCUCCCCAACACCCAGCAGCUGCUCGCCAAGGAGCCCAAGGACGGUAAGGGAGGAGGAGCAGAGGAUCGAGCUGGGGGGAAGCUGACAGGGAGCUGGUCAGGUUCGCGCCUCAUCCUCGACCCCGAGGCCUUCCGCAAGCAGCUCAACAAGGUCGCCAGGCGACCUGCGAAGGAGCCGCAGCUGAGGGCCUCCUCGGCUUGA
Messenger RNA from Guillardia theta CCMP2712, 3000 nucleotides. RefSeq lists its product as hypothetical. The coding region runs from base 1 to 3000 and encodes 999 amino acids. Gene Ontology annotation, molecular function: metalloendopeptidase activity; metal ion binding. NCBI's taxonomy places the organism in Eukaryota, Cryptophyceae, Pyrenomonadales, Geminigeraceae. Gene Ontology annotation, cellular component: mitochondrion; cytosol. Gene Ontology annotation, biological process: peptide catabolic process. The transcript has 4 exons. The record is from RefSeq and is a predicted model, not a curated record.